AUGGCCACCGAUCCCAGCACAACAACCUCCCUCACCUCGCCCGGCAUCUACGUGGCGCUGACCCACGAGCCCCUCGACGCAAAAUCCAUCAUGGACAAAGUACGCAGCCCCGAGGCCGGCGCCAUAGUGCUCUUCGCAGGGACGACGCGCAACAACUUCAACAACCGCGCGGUGCUGGACCUGUCGUACGAGUCGUACGCGCCGCUGGCGCUGCGGACGCUGCAGGGCAUCGCGGGGGGCGUGCUCACAAAGCACGCGCUCAAGGGCGUCGCCGUCGUCCACCGCCUGGGCGUCGUGCCCGUCGGCGAGGAGAGCAUCCUCAUCGCCGUGUCGAGCCCGCACCGCGCCGCCGCGUGGCGCGCCGGCGAGGAGUGCCUCGAGGAGGUCAAGGCGCGCGCCGAGAUCUGGAAGCUCGAGACCUUUGAGGAUGACCGGAGCGCGGUGUGGCGGGCGAAUAGGGACGGGGUCAUGGGGGAGAGGGUUGAGGGCGGGGCCGAGGCUGAGGGUAAGGAUGAGGCUGAGGCGAGGGGAGUAAGUAGCCAGCUAAGGGGUGAUGGUGCCGAGGUCGAGGGGGAGGGCGGUUUUGUCCCUGAUGCUAUGGGACCGGUGGUGAGGCCGCGGAGGCUUGGGGAGAAGGGCCAUGGAGCUGUGGUCAAUCCAAAACCACAGCCGACUUCUCAAUGA
This is a messenger RNA of Diaporthe amygdali, 684 nucleotides long. RefSeq names its product molybdopterin synthase large subunit. The transcript has a single exon. The coding region runs from base 1 to 684 and encodes 227 amino acids. NCBI's taxonomy places the organism in Eukaryota, Fungi, Ascomycota, Sordariomycetes, Diaporthales, Diaporthaceae. The record is from RefSeq and is a predicted model, not a curated record. Gene Ontology annotation, cellular component: cytosol. Gene Ontology annotation, biological process: Mo-molybdopterin cofactor biosynthetic process. Gene Ontology annotation, molecular function: molybdopterin synthase activity.